AUGAACUUCGCCUUGGAUAGGUGGAGAAUAAUAGACAAUGAGGUUGGGAAGCUCCUCACGGCGGACUUCAUGAGGGAGGUCGAAUAUCAGAGUUGGAUUGCCAACCCAGUUCGCAUGAAGAAGGCCAAUGGAAAGUGGCACAUGUACAUCGACUAUAUAGACCCCAACAGAGCCUGCCUAAAGGAUAGCUUCCCACUCCCUAGGAUAAACCGCCUAAUAGAUGCAACCUUGAGGUUUGAGUUAUUGAGUUUCACGGAUGCAUACUCCGGUUAUAACCAGAUCCAGAUGGAUCCUACCGACCAAGAGAAAACAGCCUUCAUGACUGAGCCUGGCCUUUAUUGUUACAAGGUCAUACCCUUUGGCCUAAAGAACAUUGGGGUGACCUAUCAACGCCUUGUGAAUAAGACUUUUGCCCCUUUGAUUGAUGAUAAAGUAGAGGUGUACAUAAACGACAUGGUCUUAAAGAGCAAAUCCCAUGAAACUCUAAUUGCCAACUUGACUUAUGUCUUCUACGCACUUAGAAAAUUUAAUCUAAAGCUUAAUCUAAAUAAGUGCGUCUUCGGUGUCACGUCGGGAAAGUUCCCCGGGUACAUAGUAAAAUGA
Molecule: messenger RNA, 603 nt
Organism: Nelumbo nucifera (sacred lotus)
Lineage: Eukaryota; Viridiplantae; Streptophyta; Magnoliopsida; Proteales; Nelumbonaceae
Source: RefSeq, a predicted model, not a curated record